This is a messenger RNA of Pseudophryne corroboree (corroboree frog), 1720 nucleotides long. It is a transcript of the gene ATXN3, whose product is annotated as ataxin 3. NCBI's taxonomy places the organism in Eukaryota, Metazoa, Chordata, Amphibia, Anura, Myobatrachidae. Bases 190 to 1134 code for a protein of 314 amino acids. Gene Ontology annotation, molecular function: cysteine-type deubiquitinase activity. Gene Ontology annotation, cellular component: nucleus. The transcript is spliced from 11 exons. The record is from RefSeq and is a predicted model, not a curated record. Gene Ontology annotation, biological process: protein deubiquitination.
GAGCUGGGAGGCCGGAUAGUGGCGGGGCCGGUGCCCGGGGGCGUCCGGGUGUAUGGCUGAGGCAAGCGGGAGUGCCCGGGGGUGUGUCUGACCCCACCUGAGCAAGAGGGCUCCCUGUGCGCCCAGCACUGCCUCAACAACCUGCUGCAGGGGGAGUACUUCAGCCCUGUGGAAUUAUCCUCCAUAGCGAUGCAGCUGGAUGAGCAGGAGCGGAUGCGGAUGGCGGAGGGGGGGCUGACCAGCGAGGAGUACAGGACCUUCAUGCAGCAGCCGUCUGGGAACAUGGAUGACAGCGGGUUCUUUUCUAUCCAGGUUAUAAGUGACGCGUUGAGAGUGUGGGGGUUAGAGCUGAUUCUAUUCAACAGUCCGGAGUAUCAGACCCUCGGCAUAGACCCUAUAAAUGAGCGCGCCUUUAUCUGUAAUUAUAAGGAGCACUGGUUUACAGUGAGGAAGCUGGGAAAACAGUGGUUCAACUUGAAUUCCCUGCUAACAGGCCCGGAGCUGAUCUCGGACACCUACCUCGCACUCUUCCUGGCUCAGCUGCAACAGGAAGGUUACUCCAUAUUUGUGGUGAAGGGCGACCUUCCUGACUGUGAGGCCGACCAGCUCCUGCAGAUGAUAGAGAUCCACCAGAGUCAGCGGCCGCGGCUGAUAGGAGAGGACGCAGCGGCCAGAGACCUCAGAGUACAGAGGAGCGAGGCCGCCAUGGAGGCGGGGAGACUGUAUGAAGGACCCACCGCAAUGGACGAGGAUGAAGAGAACCUGCAGAAAGCCCUUGCGCUCAGCCGGCAACAGAUAGACAUGGAGGACGAGGAAGCCGAUCUACGCAGAGCCAUUCAGCUCAGCAUUCAAGGAGGAAACAGCAGUGAGUCUGCAGACUCUCUAUCAUCCCCUAACCUGCCACAGAGCUCAGGGUCCUGCAAACAGGAGUCGCUGACACAGGAGGAGCUGCGGCAAAGGAGACAGAUGUAUUUUGAAAAGCAGCAGCAGAUGAAGCAUGAUCAUCAGUCCUCGGAUGAGAUUAAGGCAGCAGCAGAGACGGAUUCUGGAAUGAGUGAAGAGGACAUGCUAAGAGCAGCCAUGAAUAUAUCUCUAGACACGGGUGGGACCAGUCAGGCCAUGCAGGAAAAAUGACCAUUGCUUCCCGGCCUGUCCACUAUACACUGUCCUGCCGGUCACGCAGGUAGUCAGGAUGUACAUAUUGAAUUUCUGGACAGGCAUUUGCAUUAGAUAUUUUUUUGAUGCUUUUACGAAUGUCUUUUUAAAGAUACCUGCGUGUGUUUCCAUCUUCACUUCUGGAGCAGCACUCUGUCCUGCAUUUCCCAGUCUCUCCAUCUCCACCGCUCUGGCGUGUGUAAGCAUCAUUGAACUCUGUGUGACAUUGGCAAAAAGGCUGAACCCCAACACGACUAAACUAAGCUUGCAGCACACAGCUCUCCGUUGCCCAUCAACUACAGCACAUUCCUCAUUAACGAUCCUCCCGGUGCCGGGAUUGGCCAGCAGUGUGUGCCCACGUCAUGCCAGGCUGGCGUCUCUGCCAGAGAGAGGAUUACUGGUGCUUUUAUCCCCACUUCCGCAGGAAGGCCGUUUUUUAAUAUUGUGGUUUGUCUUUAAAGGAGCAUUAUUACAUUCACAAAUACAUAAGAUAUAUAAUAGAAGUUUCGGAAACUUGUCAAAGUGAGAGGUUUGUCAUAAUUAAAGGAGGGUUUUACACUUCAAA